This is a messenger RNA of Nerophis ophidion (straightnose pipefish), 1395 nucleotides long. RefSeq names its product tnfrsf1a-associated via death domain (gene tradd). Gene Ontology annotation, biological process: extrinsic apoptotic signaling pathway; positive regulation of canonical NF-kappaB signal transduction. NCBI's taxonomy places the organism in Eukaryota, Metazoa, Chordata, Actinopteri, Syngnathiformes, Syngnathidae. Gene Ontology annotation, cellular component: tumor necrosis factor receptor superfamily complex. Bases 17 to 946 code for a protein of 309 amino acids. Gene Ontology annotation, molecular function: transmembrane receptor protein tyrosine kinase adaptor activity. The transcript has 5 exons. The record is from RefSeq and is a predicted model, not a curated record.
UGUAACAACAGUAUCGAUGGGCGUAACCUUUUGUGAAGAGGAAGCGUCAUCGAACAAUAAAAAAAGUUGUGAGAGGAUGGCAGACAAGGUUUUGGAUGGAGGACCAUGGACAGGAUGUGCUGUUCUGUUUCUGCAGUCCCUCUGUCCCGAUGUAAACCUGCUCACGCUCUACAAAGACCAACAGGGAAAGUUCAUCUUCUUUAAAGUCAUCAAACUGACGCUCAUAGAUUCUGCUGGUGGUCUGGCUGGUUAUGAGAUAAUAAAGGUUCAUGAUGCUGAUCCGUUCCUUGGAGUGGAGGUGAAGUUUAUGGAUUUAGCAGCGUGUCAGCACUUCCUGGAGUGCUACAGCUCAGGAGCAAUGCGGCAGUCCAUCUCCCAGCAUGCCUGUCGACUUCUAGCGCUGGCACAAGAGUUCACUGUGGAGACCCAGCUCAAGGCCGGUACACAGGUCUUGGAUCGAUGUUUGGAUAAGCUGGAACUUUGCCUACAGCACAUUCACCUGUCACAGCCAGAGCGCCUGCGUGACGAAGAGAUCGAUCAGCUUGAGCAACAGCUAGAGCGCGAGGUUCACUGGCCUGCUUCCCAGCAGAACUCUCUCAUUCAGGAAGUACCUAGCAACUGCUUCAAGUUUCAGAAUAAAGUUUUUGAGGAUCGAAUGCUGAUGACAGAAGAUGUUCAGAGCUUUGCUAAUGGAGUUGGCCGUCAUUGGAAGCAUGUGGGGAGGACCCUAGGGAGGGACUGUCGGGCUUUACAGGAUACUGCCAUUGACAACCUGGCCUACGAGUAUGCCAGAGAGGGUUUGUACGAACAGGCCUAUCAGCUGCUCAGGUGCUUCAUGCAGUCAGAGGGCAGGGCGGCCAAGCUGAGCCGGCUGGUCAAAGCACUGGAGGAUUGCAAACUCACCGGCCUGGCUGAAGCUAUUCUGGGCGUACAACUACGAGACUAAUGCUGGGCACUUUUGUACGAUCACAGAGGUGGAGUCAUGGAGAAAGGGGGUGUGUUUUACCUCUAGUCACUACCUGAUUUUACCUACAGAAAGUCUGCUCUUCAUUGGUGACUCUCUGUGUGUGUGUGUGUGUGUGUGUGUGUGUGUGUGUGUGUGUGCGUGUGUGUGUGUGUGUGUGUGUGUGUGUGUGCGCGUGCGUGUGUGUGUGUGGGCUUGCUGUUAUUGCUUUUAUUUAGAUGAACUCUGCUGCAUGUGUGUGGAGUCUUUGUCCUGUUACAACUUCACCUUUGCUUUACAGAUGGAAUCUCAUUUCUAAUGACUGCACAAAUGAAGCUUCAUCAUUUUACCCUUACAAAAUGGGUGCACACAAAUUAAAUGGUUUGAAAAAAAUGUUCAUGUUUGUGUUUUAUGCAUUAGUGUAAUUAAAUCUGAUCAUUCUGUCCAAAUUC